AUGCAACUUGUGUGGUAUGUGAUCCUUCUCGCUCACUUUGCGCACUCGAUCCGUCAGCUAAACGUGCAGAAGCAAUGGUUUCGGUAUCCAGGUGAGCGGAAAACACGAGCGAUUCUCAUACAAUAUCGGUUUCAGGAAAUCCUGGUGUCAGAAUUCGGUUGACCAAAAAAGGUGCGAAUCAUAUUAAAACAGUGGGUGUGCAGAUAUUCAACGACUACAUUUCGCAACUUAAAGUAAAGGAGUUCCGAACACCUUCCCGACUAUUGUAGAGUUCCAUUUCAGGACUACACCACCUCGAUGCCAUUCUCCCAAAUCGGCAUCAAUGGAAUUGUCAACUUGCAGAAGAUGCAUGUGAAAAACUAUCGCGCUCCAGAGGUUUGUCGCGCAUUUUUUUUUUGCUGGAACCGGUCUUCAUGUCGCUUGCAUAACAAAACGUAAAAAGUGAUAAGGAUGAGAGAAAAGUGAUUGCAGGUGUCGGUCCUCAACUUUCUGCCGCCACGUCACGUCAUUCUGGGCCUGGAGAAUCUGGACAUCGGACUGGGCUCCGAGUUCAAAGCGAACGCGCUGCCGAUCGUCGUGGAGGGCAGUCUCGAGGGACAGAUUAACGGAAUGACCGUCGCGUUGACGACCGAAAUGUUGACGGAUGUGAACGGGAAAAUGAAUGCGGUCGUUAGGAAUUGCUCGGCGCUGAUAUCAAAUAGCAAAAUUACUCUCAAUCCGACAGGUCCCAUGAGCAUAUUUGUGAAGACUUUUGAGGUGGGCGAAACUGAGAAUGUUCAACAAAGUCAGAAUUGUCUUACAAAAUCUUCAUACCUAAUACAUUGUUUUUGUAGUUGGCCACUUGUUUGUACGUUCGCUCUCAAGCCUGUAACUUCCAUUAGCUACAGUAGUAUUUGGAGUGGUCAACAACAAAAAGAAAGUAUGAAGAUUCUUCUAGACACUAUCAAAGUUUGACACACGAAUUGCAGCCAAUGAUAAACGACUCGGUGCGUCAGAGAAUUCCGGAAAUGUUCUGCAGCCGUCUUCAGAAGCUCAUCGAGAAGAACAUCUCGAAACUGUUUGAUUACAUAACCAAAAUCGAUUUGGAAAGCUAUUUCCCAAAGAUGGACAAACUGGAUAGAGACGUCAUGAAUGCGUGAGUACUUUUGCAUUCGAUUAGUAAAACCGAACCGAUCGUCCGUUGCCAGGUUCAUUUCUCAUUUGGCCAAAGGAAUGUACGUGGACAACCGGAUGAUAACGCAGCCAUUAAUCACGAUGGAUUACAUUGAAACGAAUCACCAAGGUGCGGUGAGUUAGCCGGAAUCCCAACAGAAGUUUCAAUCCUUGUCGGCUGCAGGAGAGAUCCACUUCGCCUCGUCCCGCUUCGAGCCGAUUCCUUUCUUCCCCCGACGCAUGGAGGAGUCUUUCCCGGAGCCCCUUUCCGAUCAUAUGGCUCAUUUUUACGUGUCGGAUCACUUGUUGAACAGCAUGCUCUACAAUGCGUAUCAGGACAAUCGAUUGGCGCUGAGAAUCGAUGAGAGCAACUUGCCGAAGGAAAUGAAGAGCUUCGUGGCGACUCAGUGUCCGUCGAAGAGGCAUCCGACGUUCGUUUGUGUUGGGUAUCUCAUUCCGCAGAUUGCCAAGGUGAAUUUUGAUUGAACAUUAGAUACAAUUCAUAGGUUUCAGUCCUACCCCAACUCGACAACCUCAUUUGUGAUCAUUCCUCACGGCCUUCCGUACGUCUCCUUCAAUCGUGACGGAAUGGGAGUUGAGAUGAAAAGUAAGCCACUUUCUUACCCUUCCGCCCACGCAUUCCCCUUUCCAUCAGACCGUAUUCUGACGUACGCGACUCCGGAAGACGACGUGGACUCGAAAAACCGCUCGCAGAUCCUUGUCUUCUCCAUAAACGGCCAGGCGGACAUCACGUUCUCGCCGACGAGCGAAUCGCUGAACGCGCGUCUCAAUCUGAACAGGUGUGCCGCAUCUAGUGAAUCUUCGAAAACCAAGAGGAUCGUUUGUUCAGAUUCAUCGUCCGAUUGCAUCGUUCGGCAGUUCGUGGCAUCGACGAAGAGUCGGUGGCCCGUCUUUCGCCGCUCUCGAAGACGUUCAUCGCUCCGCGUCUGAGUGCGGCCGUUGAGAAGGCCGCCCGAUUUCCGAUGCAGGACACGAUCAAGUUUGUGAAUCCGAAAAUACGAAACUACGACGGAUUCGUCGCCUUGUCCACCGACUUUCAACUGGACCGGAAGAAGUUGGAGGCAAUUGUGAGGAAAUCUAUCGAGUUGUAG
Caenorhabditis sp. 36 PRJEB53466 is the source of this 2264-nucleotide messenger RNA. NCBI's taxonomy places the organism in Eukaryota, Metazoa, Nematoda, Chromadorea, Rhabditida, Rhabditidae. The record is from the annotation of a GenBank genome assembly.